UUAGUUUGUUAAAGACGUCACAGAUUGUCUCGCGCACACAGGACUGAGCGGCGCGCGGCUGAUCACGUGACGCUGUCUGCUGCUGGCUGAAGUGAAGCGUGUUUGCAGAUUUUUCUAUUUUGUACAUACAUUGUUUUGUAUAUACUGUAUAUGAUGACGUCGCUAGUCAGCGAUCGCUCGCGAGGGUCCCGAGACAAAGCACUGCCUGCAACCACACAACCCACACAGCCACAGAAACACAUACAGGCCACAGCGGAACAGAUCCGGCUGGCCCAGGUGAUCUAUGACAAGAACGAUGCCGACUUCGAGGACAAAGUGAAACAGCUGAUGGAGGUGACAGGAAAGAACCAGGACGAGUGCAUGGUGGCUCUCCACGACUGCAACGAGGACGUGAACAGGGCCAUCAACUUCCUGCUGGAGGAUAGCUCAGACACGACCUCUUGGGAAACGGUGGGGAAGAAGCGGGGGCUUGUGAAGGAGGGAUCGUCUUCGGAGAACAAGGAAAACAAGGAGAACCGGGAGAAGAGAGGGGAGCGGGAGGCCAGCCGGGGACGUGGAGGAGCGAUCAAGAGGGGGAGAGGAGCCAACCGCACUCGGGACGUAAGGUCAGAGGAGAACGGAGUGGACCUGGGUCCUGGGGAGAGGGGCGUGGACCGCAGAGGACGAGGGCGUGGCCGAGGGUCAGGGGUUCGAGGCAGGGGCCGAGGAGCUGGGGGAAGCAGGUUUUCCUCACAAGGAAUGGGGACCUUUAACCCAGCUGACUACACCCCCAACUCGGGCUCAGGGGCUGGGGGUGCACGUUCAGACACCUGGGAGUCCGGCGCUAAAGACUCUGUUGAUGGAACAGGAGCCUGGAGAAAUUCCCUGGAUGACUGGGUCACUGAAGACUGGAAUGAAGAUCUGUCUGAGACCAAAGUGUUUACUUCCUCCGCUACACCUGGGACUGAGAACCACAUCACACCUGGACAAAGCCUGGACUUGGCAUCUCUGCUGCGCAAGCCCGGCGGGCCGGAUAUGGGGGAAACGGCGGACGGCGAGCCCCCCUCCGCAGACGGGCUGGGCCACAGCCUGGUGUUCACCAACUCACAGCACCUCAACUCCCGUAGCUCCGCCCCCAGCUACGCCCACGCUGCCCUGUCCUCUGUCCUGGGGUCUGGUUUUGGGAGCCUUGGUGGCUCUAAGCCGGCCCCUCAGGCAUCUGGACCUCCCGUCCUGGAUCAGCUGAAAGGAUCGGGCCUGGGCCCGCGGCCCGCUCAGCCGCCCGUUGCCGGGGGCAACGGCGCCCCCGCAGGGGUUCCACCGCCAGCCCCAGCAGUGACGGCGGCUUCGCCUGCUGCGGUCUCCACGACGGCCUGGGACAUCAAGCCUCCCGUGCAGACCACCACCGCCACCACGCUGUCCUCCCAGUUCAGCAGGGACUUCAAGACGCAGCCGGAGCCGUCGCUGGUCCUGAGCCAGCUGGCCCAGAGGCAGCAGAGCGCCCUGCCCCAGCCCGAGCCCCUGCCCCAGGCCCGGCCGGCCAGCCCCGCCACGCGCCCCACCCCCUCCCCCCCGGGCCUGGAACCCUUCCCCAAACCCCGCGACCCCUCCCCGUCCCGCGACGGGCCCUCGCCGGGAGCCAAAGCGUCGUCGACGGCGGCGACGGACCCCCAGGUCAGCGGCGGCUCGCAGCAGAGGCAGAUGAAGACGCAGAAGCGCAGGAUACCCCCCAGCUCCAAGAUCCCCUCCUCUGCGGUGGAGAUGCCCGGCUCCGCGGACGUCUCCGGGCUCAACGUGCAGUUCGGGGCUCUGGACUUCGGGUCGGAGCCGGCCCUGCCCGACUUCGGCCAGCCGGACAGCUGCGGCACCAGGGAGCCGGCGCCGGCGGCACAGACGCCAAACAGCCUCUACUCCAAACCCAUCAGUGAACCCCUGGGUAGCUCCCUCUCUAUCCCCCUGUCCAGCCUGCCCUCUUCCCUGGCCCCUCCCAGCUCCGCCACGCCCCCUGCCGCCUCGUCGUCCUCCUCCUCCUCUUCGUCGUCCGGGAGUGGCGUAGAGACCGCCGCGCCCUCGCACCCCCACCUCCCGUUCUCCCAGAGCCAAGACUCCUCCUCCUCCUCUUCCUCCUCCGCUCCGGUGUCGAACGGCUUCAACGGCGUCAGGACCACCGCGACGCACGAAAGGUGCGGCUAUCGCUCCUCCUCAGCUACGUCGGCCUCCUCCACCCCGAAGCCGGAGUCUCCGGCCCUCGGGGGCAGCAGCGGCAGCUCCGCCCGACCCCCCUCCGCCCUCCUGCCCCCCUCCGUGCCCCCCCACAACUCCGCCCUGCCCAGCCUGGCCUCCGAGAUGCCCUCCGCCCCCCUGCCCGCGCUGAACAGCUCUCUGUCGAGCAGCCAUGCGAACAGCUCACAGUCCUCGGCCCUCACCUCCAGCUCCUCUCUCACACACACCAGUGUGGACAGCUCCAUCUCCCACACGGUCUCCGCCCCCCUGAGCAGCAACAACGGGACCGCGGGCGGCGGCGCGGUCGGCGUGACCAGCAGCGUGCACGGGACCGGGGUGCUGGGCCUGACCGCCAACGGGACGACCGUGCCCUCCGUCUGCAGGACCGCCCCCCUGCCGUCCUCUUCCUCGGGUAAAGCCCCCCCUAACCUGGCGCAGGGCGUGCCCCCUCUGCUGCCGAACCAGUACAUCAUGGGUCCAGGAGGCCUGCUGCCCGCGUAUCCGCAGAUUUACGGCUAUGAGGAUCUCCAGAUGCUGCAGUCACGGCUGCCCAUGGAUUACUACGGAAUCACAUUCCCUGGCCCAGCUGCUACACUGGCAGGCAGAGAUGGGAGUUUAGCCAAUACCCCUUACUCAGGUGAAGUGACGAAGUUCGGCCGGGCGGACUCGGCCUCCCCGGCGCCGCCCACCAGCCUGUCGGCCCCGCCCCAGCAGGCCCCGCAGGGCCAGAGCGGGGCGCAGAGCCAGGCGCCCCAGCAGCAGGGCGGGCACGGCGGGCAGCAGGCCUUCCUGAACGCGGCCCUGCCGCCCGGCUACGGCUACACGGGCCUGCCCUACUACCCGGGCGUGCCGGGCGUGCCCAGCGCCUUCCAGUACGGGCCCACCAUGUUCAUGCCGCCGGCCUCGGCCAAGCAGCACGGCGUCGGGCUGGGCAACCCCUCCACGCAGUUCCAGCAGCAGCAGCAGCAGCAGCAGCAGGCCGCGUACGGGCAGCACACCUACGCCUCAGGGUUCGAUGAUCUGUCGCAGGGCCCAGGAGACUACAGUAAAGGAGGCUACAGCAGCUCCUCUCAAGCACAGGCCAAAGCUGCUUCAGCCAGCCAGGGGAAAGCUCUUCCGUUUCCCACAGGAAUCUCUGUGACCUCCAGCAACGCCGGAGUACCAGACAUGACCACUUCUGUUUACAACAAGACCCAGUCCUUUGACAAGCAGGGAUUCCACACCGGGACCCCGCCGCCCUUCAGCUUGCCUUCGGCGCUGGGAGGGACAGGACCCCUGAACCCCGGUGGAGCCCCCGGCUACGCCCCGGCGCCCUUCCUCCACAUCCUGCCUGCGCACCAGCAGCCCCACUCCCAGCUGCUGCACCACCACCUCACACAGGAUGGCCAGGGCGGCCCAAGCCAGCGCAGCCAGUCCAGCAGCAUGCAGCAGAAGACCCAGGUCACCAAGUCCAGCUACGGUGGCUCCCCCUACUGGGGAAACUGAGUGGGGGGCCCCAUGUGACCUCCUACCUCUGUGUACCCCAAGAGAGGGGAAGGAACGUGUACUGACUGGUCAGAUCCAUUUGUGGUGUAAAGCUAAACCCACACACCCACACAUACAUACAUACAUGCACACACACGCACACUACCGACACCCCCUCCUUUAAACCCAGCUCUCAUUUAUUUUUCCUUUUUUCCUUUUUUUUUUUUUUUUGCUGUCGUUGUACAUGUAAAAUAUUUAUGUA
Messenger RNA from Anguilla anguilla (European eel), 3928 nucleotides. RefSeq names its product ubiquitin associated protein 2a (gene ubap2a). Gene Ontology annotation, cellular component: nucleus; cytoplasm. NCBI's taxonomy places the organism in Eukaryota, Metazoa, Chordata, Actinopteri, Anguilliformes, Anguillidae. The record is from RefSeq and is a predicted model, not a curated record. The transcript is spliced from 27 exons. Gene Ontology annotation, molecular function: protein binding. Bases 151 to 3687 code for a protein of 1178 amino acids.